Messenger RNA from Poecilia reticulata (guppy), 1685 nucleotides. RefSeq names its product coactosin-like F-actin binding protein 1 (gene cotl1). Lineage: Eukaryota; Metazoa; Chordata; Actinopteri; Cyprinodontiformes; Poeciliidae. The record is from RefSeq and is a predicted model, not a curated record. Gene Ontology annotation, cellular component: site of polarized growth; actin filament; cortical actin cytoskeleton. Gene Ontology annotation, molecular function: actin filament binding. Gene Ontology annotation, biological process: regulation of actin filament polymerization.
AGAGUCGGUUCCGGAAGCUGUGUUGCGUGUGGCGCAGCUUGACAGCGCCCCCUGGAGACGCGGAGCGGCCAGAAGGAGGUGAUCGCGUCUCCUGCCUGGUGACUAGCAGCACCAACGCCCAUAAAUUGGACCCAUCCAGGAAAUGAAGCCACUUUCUAGCAGAAGCGCCGCUUCGUCCCGUUAACUCCGCGGCUCCCGCAGCGCCCCGCACCGCAGCCCGUUUUCUCCCGCCCUCCUCUCAGCAUCCUCCUCUCCACUCAGCUGCUGUUUCCACCCGGUUCGGUCCAGUUUAGGUGCGUUUCCUCCAGAACCAUGCCGACCCAGAUCGAUAAAGAUGCCUGCAGAGAAGCUUACAACCAGGUUCGAGACGACAACUCGGACACCAGCUGGGCGGCGUUCAAGUACGAGGACUCCGUCAUCGUCCCGGCGGGCGUGGGGACCGACUACCGGGACUUCAAGCAGCUGUGCACAGACGACGUCCCUCUGUUCGGCUUCGUUCGCUUCCUGACCGGCGACGCCAUGAGCAAACGGGCCAAGUUCACCCUGAUCACCUGGAUCGGCGAGCGGGUCGGCGGCCUGCAGCGCGCCAAGAUCAGCACCGACAAGACGCUCGUCAAGGACGUGGUGCAGAACUUUGCCAAGGAGUUCAUGGUCAGCGACCCGCGGGAGCUGGAGGAGGAGUACCUGUGCUCCGAGCUGAGGAAGGCCGGCGGCGCCAACUACGACGCUCAGGCCGAGUAGAGGAGGUCCAGUGGAGGGAACCGGGUCGGGGAACCGGGUCGGGGAACAUGGACAGGGGGGAGGGGGGUUGGGGGGGCUACAGGUGACCAAUAAACCUAGAUUUCUACGCCGCUUGAUGAAAACGUGAUCCUACAGGAAACGCCGUCUGCCAGGUGUUCCCACUUUAACCAGUCGGUACCAGAACCAGCACAGCUCUUACUGGGGAAGCUGGGAUUACUGGGCGCUAAAUGCUAGCCUAGCUUAGCUCAUCACCAGACUGGGAAUCGGGGAUCCAGCCUGGAGCUUCAGUUUGUUUUAAAAAUGAUUCAUUUCUUCCACUUGUUUAUGUAAAGCUAACACCGUUAGCUGAAAAUGCUAAUGCUCUGACCAAGCUAACAGCUGAAGCCCCCAGGUCUUAAAGGGGAAGUUCAUGUUCUGUGAAAUGUGUGGUUAUUGUCUUCAGCUCAACAAUCGUUUUCUGAAUGUUUCCACUCAAUUUAUCUUUUCUAAAACUUCGUACAAAUAUUUAGUUUGGACUUGUUUUAAAAUCUCUAGCCAUUAGCUGUAGCCUGUGGAGAAGCUAGCUUGUAAAGUAAUAUAGUUGGUACCCAUAAGCGCUCCGUAGAACCCCAUUUCACCUGACAUUUGGGUUUUAUCGGCACCUUAAAGACGCCCGUCAUCAACACGCCGCCGUGACCUCUGACCUGGACCAGGAGGGAACCUGCAGCCGUUAGCUUUAGCUCCCGUGUUGCCAUGGAGACCAGCAGCUGCUUCAGGACUCGCUCUGAUCGGAUCAUGCAAACGGUGACGGGUGGCGAAGGCUGCCUUAGUGGAGAGAGGUGCAUCAUGGGAGCUGGAGGACGCUGCGCUGUGAUUGGCUGCUCCUGCAGGAUGUGAGGCGCUUGGUUUUGUUCUGGUCCAACUCUUCCUGCCCCCAAGAAUAAAGAAAACAUCAUUUUUCUCUC